AUGACGCCGACCGUGAAGAUCCUGGCGUCCAGGCCGUGCGUCGCGGCAUGCCUGCAUCGCGCGCGCGCCCUCCCCGCCGUCGAUCGCGCUUCAUUGUCGCCGUCGUUGGGGCCGACGGGCUGUCGGGGAGGGAGGCGGUGCGCCGCGCAGGCCGCGGGGCCCCAGACGGCGCUGGCGCCCAGCCGGGAGGAGGUCAUCACUGCGGACCCCGCCAACAACGUGACGGACAACAUCUUCAGCAAGAUCGGCGUGAACCUGCACCAGCAGCGCGGCCACCCACUGUGCACGAUCAAGGAGGCGAUUUACGACUACAUGGACAAGGAGUUUCCAGGCGUAUUUUCUAAGCACGACAACCUCUACCCUGUGGUACCUACCGUAGCCAACUUUGAUGACGUCUUGGUCCCACUGGACCAUGUGUCCCGCUCUCCAAACGAUACAUACUACGUGAACAAAGCCACUGUGCUCCGCUGCCACACAUCUGCUCACCAGGCAGAGCUGCUGAGGAAGGGUGAGGGCAACUUCCUGGCUACGGGCGACGUGUACCGCCGUGACACGAUUGACGCCACCCACUAUCCGGUUUUCCAUCAGAUGGAGGCUGUGCGGGUGAUGAAGGAAGACUACUGGAGAGCCACAGGCCUGGAGCCUGUCGUUGCAUGCGAGAGGGAGCUCAAAGCGACUUUGGAGGGAGUUGCAAGGCACCUGUUUGGCGAUGUGGAGUGCAGGUGGGUGGAUGCAUACUUCCCAUUCACCGAACCAUCCUUUGAGCUGGAGAUCUACUUCAAUGGUGACUGGCUGGAGGUUCUGGGCUGCGGCGUGAUGCAGCAGUCCAUUCUCGACGACAACUACGCUGCAGGCACCAAGGGCUGGGCCUUUGGCAUUGGUCUGGAGCGAUGGGCCAUGGUGCUCUUCGACAUACCUGACAUACGCCUCUUCUGGACAGACGACGAGCGCAUGACCAAGCAGUUCCCACCAGGGGACCUGUCCGCGCGCUUCAAGCCCUUCUCCAAAUACCCACCCUGCUUCAAGGACAUGGCGUUUUGGGUGUCACCCGAGUUUUCAGAGAACAACUUGUGCGAACUUGUGCGCUCGGUGGCAGGAGAUCUUGCGGAGGAGGUGAAGCUGAUCGACGAGUUCACCAACCCCAAGACGAACCGGACCAGCAGGUGUUACCGGAUAUCUUACCGGUCGAUGGAGCGGUCGCUGACGGACGAGGAGAUAAAUGAAGUCCAGUUCCGUGUGCGAGACGCCGUGGCAGAAAAGCUGAAGGUGGAACUCCGAUGA
Messenger RNA from Ostreobium quekettii, 1281 nucleotides. NCBI's taxonomy places the organism in Eukaryota, Viridiplantae, Chlorophyta, Ulvophyceae, Bryopsidales, Ostreobiaceae. The record is from the annotation of a GenBank genome assembly.